Siniperca chuatsi (mandarin fish) is the source of this 2902-nucleotide messenger RNA. It is a transcript of the gene fxr1, whose product is annotated as fragile X mental retardation, autosomal homolog 1. The record is from RefSeq and is a predicted model, not a curated record. Gene Ontology annotation, molecular function: translation regulator activity; mRNA 3'-UTR binding; protein homodimerization activity. Bases 94 to 2310 code for a protein of 738 amino acids. Lineage: Eukaryota; Metazoa; Chordata; Actinopteri; Centrarchiformes; Sinipercidae. Gene Ontology annotation, biological process: regulation of mRNA stability; anterograde axonal transport; positive regulation of protein phosphorylation. The transcript is spliced from 19 exons. Gene Ontology annotation, cellular component: neuronal ribonucleoprotein granule; growth cone; dendritic spine.
AAAACAGUAAGCAGUGUACAUCUCCAGUCUUCAAACUUCACUCCUGAUGCUGUAAGGAGCACCUGUCGUCCCAACAUCCUUUGCGUGUCCAAUAUGGAAGAACUGGCGGUGGAGGUCCGUGGCUCCAACGGGGCUUAUUACAAGGGCUUUGUCAAAGACAUCCACGAUGACUCUCUCACCAUUGCCUUUGAGAACAAUUGGCAGCCAGAGCGCCAGGUGCCCUUCAGUGAUGUCAGGAUGCCUCCGCCCGCUGACGGCAAGAAGGAGAUUGGAGAGGGCGAGGAGGUGGAGAUCUUGUCCAGAGCCAAUGAUCAGGAGCCUUGUGGUUGGUGGCUGGCUAAAGUCUGCAUGAUGAAGGGAGAUUUCUAUGUGAUAGAGUAUGCAGCCUGUGACGCCACUUACAAUGAGAUAGUGACCUUUGAGCGUUUGCGUCCAGUCAACCCUAACAAGGCCAUCACCAAGAACUCCUUUCACAAGUGCACUGUCCCUGUUCCUCAGGAUCUUCAAGAAGCAUGCCAGAGUGAGAACGCCCAUAAGGACUUUAAGAAAGCUGUGGGAGCCUGUCGCAUCUCAUACUGCCCUGAGACCAGCCAACUAGUGAUUGUGUCUAUCAAUGAGACGACAGUGAAGCGUGUGUCUUUGCUGAGUGACAUGCACCUGCGCAGCCUCAAGACCAAGCUGCUGCUAAUGUCACGCAAUCAUGAGGCCACAAAACACCUGGAGAGCUCCAGGCAGCUGGUAUCAUCCUUCCAGGAGGAGUUUAUGGUGAGAACGGAUCUGAUGGGCUUGGCCAUUGGCAGCCAUGGCAACAACAUCCAGCAAGCACGGAAAGUUCCAGGUGUCACUGCCAUUGAGCUGGAUGAGGAGACUGGCACUUUCAGGAUAUAUGGAGAGUCAGCAGAGGCAGUGAAGAAGGCCAGGGGCUACCUGGAGUUUUUGGAGGACUCUGUCCAGGUGCCCAGGAACCUUGUUGGCAAAGUGAUUGGUAAGAACGGUAAGGUCAUCCAGGAAAUUGUGGACAAGUCUGGUGUGGUGAGGGUCAGGAUAGAAGGAGACAAGGACAACAAGCAGCCCCGACAGGAAUUGACACAGGGAAUGGUCCCAUUCAUCUUUGUCGGUACCAAGGAGAGUAUUGGCAAUGUUCAGGUUUUGCUGGAGUACCACAUCUCUUACCUCAAUGACAUGGUGGAGCUUCUUGCUGAGGGCCAGCAGCUAGACGAAGAGCUGAGGCAGAUUGUGGAUUAUACACAGGGAAGCAGCCUAGCAAGAUUCAGAAUAAGCAACACAAGGCACACUGGAUGUGAUAUAGAUGAGGUUGAGCAGCUUCGUCUGGAGAGGAUGCAGAUUGAUGAACAGUUACGUCAGAUCACCCAGGGUCACCGGCCAGCUGACAGGGAGAGAGGAGAGAGAGGGGAAAGAGGAGGAGGGUAUACUACAGAUGGCAGUGCGAAUGCCUCCUCGUCCUCUUUACAUGUCAGUCGCUCCUACAACGGUCGAGGGCGUGGGCGCAGAGGCUACAGCACUGGAUAUGGCACCAACUCAGAGCAGUCCAACGCCUCUGAGACAGAUUCAGAGCGCAAGGAUGAGCUCAGUGACUGGUCCCUUGCUGGAGAAGACCAGGACAGGGAGAGGGAGAGAGGCUCACGCCCACAAAGAGAUGGCCGCAGGAGGCCUGGACCCGGCAGAGGCAGAGGAGGGCCUGGAGGACGGGGAAGAGGAGGAAGAGGAGGAUACAACAACAGCUCAGCAGGACCUCGGGACCAUGAGGACAGCCAUGCCUAUGGAGCCUUGGAGACAAACACAGAGACAGACCAGACAGCUGAUACAGAUGCUAGCGAGUCCAACUUGCCUCUGAACCGCCGCAGAAGAUCUCGACGACGCAGAACAGACGAGGACGCCACACUAAUGGAUGGCAUGAGCGAGUCGGACAACGCCUCAAUGAGUGAAAAUGGAAUAGAUGACCCUGAAGCUAAACCUCAGCGUCGUAACCGUAGUCGACGUCGCCGCAUCCGCCUACCUGAGGAGAGGCAGCCAGUGACAGUGGCUGACUACAUAUCCAGGGCUGAAUCUCAGAGCAGACAGAUGGCCACCAAGGACACCAAGAAAAACAAGGAUGUGGGUAAGGUGGAUGCCAUCGCUGAGCACAGCCCGCCGUCUGUCCCGACAUCCACCAAUGGUUCUAACAACAAUGCUGCCGACAGUGAGGGCAGCAAUGCCACCAGAGCUCCCAGGUCUUCCACUGAGAGGCCCGCCAAAGUCUCCUACAAGGGGGACUCUGACCCGCAACCUGUUGUUAACGGACUCUCCUAGUCAGACCUGAGUAAAGGAAAUGGUUUCAAAUAUUUGAAAUUCUUUGGCUGCAUUUGAUUGAAUUUCACUGUCUCUGGAGCAGCCUUAAAAGUGAAACAUUUACAUACAACAAGCACUGUUUCUCACUGUACUUUUUACUUGACAAAUAUUUGAAACCUGUUCCCCUGCGCAAGUUUUAGAGGUCUGAAUCUUAACCUCCCCUUUACACGUGUUCUGUCCAACUAUUCAUUUUACUACAGUUUUUGUAUAAUAGUUCUUCCUGUAUGAGCUUGCCAAAGAUAGUCAAACACACACGUACUACUUAACUGUACUUUUCAGUCCACUCUUCAUUGAGAGCUCAGGAAGAGGUCAGACUGAAUGCAGUAUUUAUAAAAUGCAGACAGGGAUUCCACUCAAACCCAUACUGUGGUAUGAAUGCAGCAGUUCUUUUUUUUAUUGGUAAAAAUAAUGUCAUAGCAGGGUUUUAGGAAAAAAAGUCUACCUUUUACCAGGUGGACUGAGAAAGAUGCUUCCACAACUUUUUCAGGAUGUUUUGUGCAUCUGAAGUAGUUUGUAAAUUAAAUAUUCUGCAUGAGCAGUACCACAGUGCAGA